Megalopta genalis is the source of this 2802-nucleotide messenger RNA. RefSeq names its product longitudinals lacking protein. The record is from RefSeq and is a predicted model, not a curated record. Lineage: Eukaryota; Metazoa; Arthropoda; Insecta; Hymenoptera; Halictidae.
AUUGAUAUUUACAAUGAUUAAAUACUGUCAUUAAUAUAAUUAUGAAUAUUUACAAUUAUUAAACAUUAUAACUAUCAAUACGAUUAAUGUUAAUACAAUCAGUAUAAAAUUAUAUAUAAUUAUACAAUCGGUAGCUACAAAAACGAGUCGAAGGGCUCGCAAAAUGGUGUCUCCUCUUCCUAAGAAUUGUCCAUCUUUUUUAACAAUCUGAGCGCGAAUUAGAGAUUAAUUACCGUGUUGUGUACUGCAUAUCAAUUCUGACUGAUUUACCGUAUAAGCGACCUUCAUUUUGGAAUUGGAGAAACAAUAGAGUUACCCCUUAUGCUUCCUCGAUUCCAUUCGAUCGUAUUUCGGUCUCUCUGCUUCGACAUAUAAACGAUAACAAUUGUUUCCCGAGCAUUUCAUAUUGCUCGAUCGGCGCCUGAAAUCGUGGAAAACGACCAUAAUCUCGAUCGCUGGACUGCGGAUCAUCUGCGACAUCCGCGCGAUAUUUCGAACAGCAUUUUCACUCGACUAUUUCUUUCCCCGAUGCUUAAAAGCUGUCUCAAGCAACAAAAAAGAUCGAAUCUCCGAUUCGAAUUUCAUUUGCGAAGCAAAACGCGUUCGACGCGCGUCCGUCGAGUUUCUCUCGCGGGGCCCAAAAUUCGCCGAUCUCGGCUGAUAAACCUAGCGAUAAGGUUACUAUCAUUACUGGAAUGAUAGCAAUAUCAUGCGAAAAGCAUCUGAAUCCAAAAGCUCAUAAAUCGUGAUUUGUACAAAUUGCUCGGAAAAUGCUAUUCAAAUAAAACAUUAAAGUCGCCCAUUUACGGGCGACGGGCACCUAUUACUGUGCCCUAUGCACCUAUUACUGUGAUAUAUCACCUUCUAAUAGCAGGAAAAUGCGAAUUCGAAUAAGAAAACGGAUCCGCAGUUGAACGAUCGCGUUCGCAUAAUCGUUCGUCAGAUGCGUCUCGGUGUCAAUUCAUUUUUGUUUCUUCUUUCUAAUCGAACACAACGAUACUCCGACUUGCAAAAUUCGACGAAAUGCGAUCCGCGAGCCUUGUCGCGACUUUUCGCUUGUCUCGAACGAUUCGACGCGGAUUGCAAAUGUGCGUGUCGAUGACAAUUAAUGCGCGCGAAUCAUCGAACAUUUGUGACACUGUACGAUAAUUAACGAUCGAUCCGCGAGGCUCGAUCGCGUUUUGUACCUCGAUCGGCCUUCGGUUCGGCCAUGGAAAAUAAAUCAGCUGUGACCAACAGAACAUGUUCUCAACGUUCGAGUCCGAGCGCGAGCAAUCCAGCCGCCAUCUUGUCGGCCGCCGCUUCGUCGCGUCGCUCUUGAAGCGGCUUGAAUCUUUCAGGAAGGUUGGGGCGACGCGGAUCGGACGUCGGCUCGUGGAAUCCUGAAUAUUUUUAAUAUAAUAAUAACGAAUGAUAUUCUUAAAUAUUUAAGAAACGCUGCGGCUGUCCGAGAAGACAUCUGCGAAGCCGGUGAACAAGAAACGGUUCCUUUUUUUAGCAAGUUCGCUCCUCUCGACGAGUAGAAUAGGACGCGGCGAUCCAUGGACAAAAUUUAAUUAAUAACACACGAACAAAUAUGGCCGUCGCUUGUGCGGGAAAUUUUGUUCGACAGAUCUGCAUCGAUUCGAAGGCGUCGAGCGCGCGUCUACGAUCGCCGUAAAAAAGUAACCCUCUCGAGGACGCUGCCGACGUUCAAGGAUAAAUCCAAGGAAAAUCAUCCCUUUGCGGCGCUGCCGCGCUCUCCGGGACGCCCUGUAUUUAAUUACGAUUUGUUCAUUUGUUUGUAAUCGUCUCUCCGUCAUCGAUCUUCUUUCGAGUUUUGUCGUACGUUCGCGCCGGUUCAAUUCUCGUCUCUUCGUUGAAAAACAGUUCGUUUUCGGGGAACCGAUAAAAAAAUACGAGAUCAAUAACCUCGAGAUCCGCGAAGCAGCUGCUUUUGUUUCUCGCGUUGAGUGACAAAUUCGCUCGACAGUUUUUCUCUUUUUUUGUUAUCGUCGUUCGCGCGUCGCUCGAUGGCGACGCUUUCUCGUCGACGCAGGCGUCCGAUUUGUAAAACGUCGAAAGGAACACAUAAUAAUAAUAAUAAUAAUAAUAAAAAAGAAAAGGAAAACUGUGCAACUGUGUGUCAUGUCGCCGCGUUUCUGUCAUGUCGAUCAGUAAAAAAAAAAGAGAACGAUGCUACCAGCGCGAUCCGAUUAUCUAGCGAGCCUCUCUCUCUCGCGCGCGUAUUUUCAAUUAGAUCAGAGAACAUGUUCCGGGGACGAUCACUAAACGCCGCUUUUCUCUCUUUCGAUUUCAGAUACGUUAGCCAUGUUGCAGCUGCCGUACGCCAUCUCUUCGACUUUUCAGCAGUACGCAUCCGCCGGCGGCCAGUCCCAGCAUCAGCAACAACAUCAGCAACAGCAACAAGCCGAAGGGAAGAGCUCGCGGAACGACAGCGGCGCGAUCAACGUUUGUUUCGGUUGCGGGAAGAGGUAUAAGUGGCGGGACAGCCUGCUGAGGCACCAGAGGGUCGAGUGCGGGAACAAGGAGAAGAAGUUCUGUUGCACCCUGUGCCCGAAAAAGUUCUACCAUCAGUACAAAUUGAACGAACAUUACCAGGGCCGUCAUAAGCUAUUAACGACGAAAAUUAAUCAAGAUCCUAGACUAACCAGACGAGUAUCGAACAAGAGCCUAAGAAAACAUUAUCGAUUCAUCAAAAGCCUCGAGAGACAACGUCUGUCGAAGCUCGAGACACAUUGGAGGGGAGCUCUUAGUAUUUCCAGUCAUCCAUGUGAUCGCUUUCAUUGUGAACCGGUUUGA